This is a messenger RNA of Cetraspora pellucida, 423 nucleotides long. The record is from the annotation of a GenBank genome assembly. Lineage: Eukaryota; Fungi; Glomeromycota; Glomeromycetes; Diversisporales; Gigasporaceae.
AUGCUACUAGGAUUCAGCAGUAAGCAUUUACCAAUAUAUGACAAGUAUGAUUAUUGUUAUAAGCUAUUAUGCAACAGAACAGGUAAAGGCUCUAUAGUUAUUGCAUGUGGUUAUGGAUAUCAUGAGAGCUGUUUUAGUAUUUCAUUAAGGGGAAAAUAUUAUUAUUGCAAAAAUUUUCUUAAACUAAAUAUACAAAAUAAUGUUUUUUCUCUUCUUUCACGAUUAAGUAAAUUAGAUAAGAGUAAAUCAAAUCUAAAGGAAUUUAUUGAUACUGAUGAAGAGAGUCCACAAAAUCAAAAGAUAUUGAAUGAAGAUAAUAUAUUGAAGGUGCUUCGAAAGGAUAAGCAAGCAUUACCAAGAGCAGAGCAAGCUUAUUCUACAAUUCUUGAAAAAUUUUUGAAUGCUAAUAUUACAAAUAUUUAA